Molecule: messenger RNA, 1653 nt
Organism: Nelumbo nucifera (sacred lotus)
Lineage: Eukaryota; Viridiplantae; Streptophyta; Magnoliopsida; Proteales; Nelumbonaceae
Source: RefSeq, a predicted model, not a curated record
UCUACCUCGCCGGAAUAAUGCUCGCUGGAAGCCUAUAAGAUUCCGGAUUUUUCCAUGAACCAAUUUGGCUCGCUCAUCGUGUUUUUCUUCUUCUUCUUCUUGUUUUGCGAUGUCCAAGCCCAAAACGGAACGCGAGCGGAUGCAUCACCGCCAGAUGCUGUCUCAGCGUUCCAUCCCAGCCUUGCUGUCGUCGUUGGGAUCCUCUCCGCCAUGCUCUCACUGACGUUUCUUUUUAUCGCUUACGCGAAAUUCUUUCUAAAGGGUGAGGAUUCCAGUGCAGUGGAUCAGGAUGACGACGAAGACGACCUCGAUCACCGCCAGCACCGAGGGCUAUUUCGAACAAGGUCCAGGUUCUCUGGAAUCGAUAAAACCGUAAUCGAAUCGCUUCCAUUCUUCAGAUUUUCAUCCCUCAAGGGGUUCAAGGAAGGCCUCGAAUGCGUCGUCUGUCUGUCGAAAUUCGAAGAUACCGAGAUACUUCGGUUGCUUCCCAAGUGUAAACAUGCGUUUCAUAUCGAAUGUGUGGACAAGUGGCUCGAGAACCACUCGACCUGCCCACUGUGCAGACACAAGGUUGAUCCCGAGGACCUUACUCUUUUCACAUAUUCCAAUAGUUUGAGAUUAUUGGGAGGCCCGCCAGAGCUGAUGGAGGAUCCUAAUGUCGAGCUCUUCGUCUGCAUAGAGCAAGACAAUCAAGGGUCGUCCAGGUUCAGCGUCGGAAGCAGCUUGCGGAAGAUAGAUAGUGAUAAGAAGGACAACGAGUUGCCGCUGCAAGUAGGAGGAAAUGCCGAUGAUGGUGUUGUGGGUGGUGAGGAUGAUCGUAAGCCGUUGCAUGAUAAGUUCAAGCAUAAGAUCAUCGUCUCCGACGUCGUCUUCAAGAACAGAUGGAGUGAUGUCAGUUCCUCCGACCUGAUGUUCUUGAAUUCAGAGAUGCUUAGCCUCAUGUCGAGCAACCGAUUCUCUUCUUUUCUCUCCCCGAAUAGUCAACGAUUCAUGGCCGCACCGUCAGCUUUCGAAGAUGGGUCUCCGAAAACUGAGCAUAUAAUCGAAAUCAAGGAGGAUAUGGAGAGGAAGAGAUUGCUGGAGAGUGAGAUCAUCAGUAGAAUUAGCACAAGCCAUUCAGUGUCCGACACAUCUGAGCUUCCUUCCACUUUGGAUCCCGAAGCCAAUAUUACGUCGAGGUUCUUGAAUAAUCCAUCUGAGAAGAGAUCAAUGUCGGAGAUAAUAAACCUCUCCAGGUUUAAGAAUAGAACCAAAGAAUCAUCCGUCGUUGGAAACAAUGAAAAAGAGGAGAGGAGGAGACGGCUUUGGAUUCCCAUUGCGAGACGGACAGUCCAGUGGUUUGCCAGUAGAGAAAGGUCGUCGCAACAGCAAUCUGAUCAAUAUAACACAAGAUCGACAGCCUUCGAAAUUAUGAAGUUCCAGAAAUAAAAUUCUCAUUCUGUAAAUGGUGGGUUUGCUAUUUUUCAGCAGCCAUUGACGUGUGCUUCGAAGUCCGUCGAGCGCCGCGAUGGUGAUUUCACUUUCACACUUAACAAGAUGGUGAGUCGGAAAUUCGGUUAGGGAGAAAUAACAAACACAGACUUAAUUAAUAUCAUGUAGUAGUACUGUUCAGUCAAAUACAUAAAUGGAAGUAUAUGAUUUUCAUUUGGUUCA